This is a messenger RNA of Sordaria macrospora k-hell, 636 nucleotides long. RefSeq lists its product as uncharacterized. Lineage: Eukaryota; Fungi; Ascomycota; Sordariomycetes; Sordariales; Sordariaceae. The record is from RefSeq and is a predicted model, not a curated record.
AUGACUGUUUCCAGCACCCAGACAGCCAUUGUGUCGGCAACCGCCACCGACGCCAGCACCGUGACGGAGACCGUGACAGAUACGCCCGAUAGCGUCACCACCAUCCAGACCGUCACCGCCACUUCUACCACCACGGUAACCACCACAUCCACGCCCACCACCGUUGUGCCGCUCACUUGCCAGGCUACGGGCCACAACUUUCAAGUUACCACGCCACGUCCUGACUCGACGUAUGCUUUAUGGUUGUGGCGGAGUGGCAACUUGGUCCAGUGGGUAAACUAUGUCGGUCUAGCAACCCCCACGGUCCUAUCGACUGUCUGGUCUCUGGAAAACAACGGUUAUAUCCAACCCACUGGCUAUGAUGGCAUCCUUUAUAUUCUAGCCGAUAGCUUGGGUGCCACUGUGCAGAUCAAGUUGGGCGACAGGGCCAGUGUUGAUGCCGGUGUCGCGGCCGGUACGAUGGCGCCGAUCAAGGGCUGUGUCGACCCAGCCACUGGUCGGUUUACCAUAUCAGCGAAUGGACGGCAGAACCUCGUGCGGUGCGGAGGUUCGGUGUAUAUCUCUAGCGGCAACGGGUCCGAUGCGGGUGCCGCUUGCGUCCAAGUUGCCCCAAAGGCUGUCCAGGCCUAUAUGUAA